Messenger RNA from Ctenocephalides felis (cat flea), 928 nucleotides. RefSeq lists its product as uncharacterized. Bases 20 to 850 code for a protein of 276 amino acids. The transcript is spliced from 7 exons. Lineage: Eukaryota; Metazoa; Arthropoda; Insecta; Siphonaptera; Pulicidae. The record is from RefSeq and is a predicted model, not a curated record.
GAAUCCUUAUGCUCCUGCGAUGGCUGGUGGCCAUCACCAACAUAUGGAUGAAGAUGAAGGUGUGAUGGAUUGUUCGAAUACUACGGGUGGAUUUGUUAGUUCCAGUUCGUUAAGUUCAAGUGAUUCUGAGGCCGUUCUUACUAAUGAAAGUGACAGAGAAGGUGAUGAUGAGCUGACAGAUUUUCCUGGAAAUGAAACGAUGGCAUCUAUACAGCAGCAUCAAGUACGCACAAACUCAGGACAUGAGAAGCAGCACAGGACAAAAUUAUUAUUAAGUGGUAUGCACAACCAACACAUUCAACUAGGACAAAUAUUACCAUCGGCACAAGUAUCAUCGCCAGUACAUGUUACAUCACCCGUUAGAACUGCUCUGGUUGCAACUUGUCCCAUGGACGACGACAUCAUGUGGGGGGCAGGAGCUGGUGCCGGCAGUUGUUCAGGGGGCGACGGAAGUUUGGGGGACGUCAGUUCUGAUCCAGUUUCUGGUUUGGAUGUUCGUGAAAUAAGAGCCGGCUGUAGGCGGAUUAGAGAAGAAAGGCCGGGGUUUACAGUGUUGACAUCAGCUAAUGAACUAUUAUCAAGAUUUUUGCAAGACCGGCACCAGACUGAAUUACGUCUUGGAGCCCUGGACGCUGCAGAGAUUGAAAAACUUCGGUCACUUGCAGCCAUGUACUCGCUGGACAUGACUACGACACCAGAGAGGACAAUACUAACAAAGACUAGUAACACCAUGCAAGCCGUGAAGGUGGAGCAGACCAACUUGUCUCAAAGGUUGUUAACAGAUUUCAAACGAAGAUGUUACUCGAGUCCUGGACACAAGCAUAACCAGCCAGAUUCUGAUAACAACUGAACUUUCUGAUAUAAAUAUUAGAAUUGAUCUCUUUGACUGAAGAAGACUCUUCACACUGGUCUCAUUUAUAAAACGGAG